UCUCUGUUCUCUGUCUCGGUUCUAAAGAAUUUCCUCUAAUACUUCUUUCUGUAGUUUUGGAGCUUAUGAGGAUUCGCUCUGUUGUCGCUCCUGCACCAGCUCUUACUGAGCACCAACACUCACAUCAUCAUCAUCAUCUCAACUCAAGUCCUCCUCACUCUGAAAAUCAUCAGAACCACCACAUUUUUCGAGCUUGGGAUACCUUCCUCAUGAUACUCGUACCCAUUAUCUCCAUUGUCUUACUAGUUGCGAUGUUUAUCCUUAUUGCAAUAGUCCGGAGGCUCAAGUCCAGCAAAAACAGUUCCAAUGGCAAACCCACAGCUAGUAGCAGAAGCAACAACAAUAUUCCCAAGUUCGCUGCUCAUAUUUCUAUUGAGUUCAGCUCUAGCCCUGACGUGAAGCGUGGUUGCUUAUAUGGAGGAAAUUUAGGUCGUCUACCCUCAGCAAAACUCAAAGGGAUUCAAGUUUUCACCUACAAGGAGCUUGAAUUAGCUACAGAUGGAUUUGCAGAAGCAAAUGUGAUUGGAAGUGGAGCUUGUGGAGUCGUCUAUAGAGGGACUCUGAGUGAUGGGACUGUGGCAGCAGUCAAGAAGCUUCGAAGGGAUGGCAGGCAAAGGGAGCGCGGGUUCAGAUUUGAGGUGGAUUUGCUGAGCCAGUUGCGUGCACCCUACUUGGUGGAGCUACUUGGCUAUUGUGCAGACCAGAACUAUCGACUUCUCAUCUUCGAAUUCAUGCCUAAUGGUAGUCUGCAAAACCACAUCCACCCAACUGGAAGUCAACGUCAGCCAUUGGAUUGGGGGACUCGAUUGAGGAUUGCCCUUGAUUGCGCAAAAGCUCUAGAGUUCCUCCAUGAGCAUGCAGUUCCAUCUGUUAUCCACCACAACUUCAAAUGCAGCAAUGUCUUAUUGGAUCAUAACUUCAGGGCCAGAACUUUGGAUUUUGGGUUGGCUAAAAUGGGUCCAGACAAGAUCAAUGAUCAGAUAUCGACCACGGCACUGGGGACUGCAGGCUACGUUGCACCUGAGUAUGCUUCAAUGGGUAAGCUGACAACCAAAUCAGAUGUGUACAGUUAUGGGGUGGUUCUCCUAGAGCUUCUAACAGGCCGCACCCCAGUUGAUACAGAUCGGCCUCCUGGAGAACAUUUCCUUGUCUCAUGGGCUCUUCCGAGGUUGACCAACAGAGAGAAAGUCAUUGAAAUGGUUGAUCCAGUUCUCCAAGGACAGUAUUCAAAGAAGGAACUGGUCCAGGUAGCUGCAAUUGCUGCUGUAUGUGUGCAACCAGAAGCUGAUUACCGACCUCUAAUGAUUGAUGUUGUGCAAUCUCUAAUUCCACUGGUCAAGAGCCUCCCUUCUACACAUCCUUCAACUUCUUCCAGAUUUUUCAGUCAAACCUCAAGUGCCAGGUCUUAAUUCAAAAGUUAUGGAAGCUGCAGCAUCACCAAACAUCAUUGCUUUCAAUUCCUCCAGAUAUUCUUUCAGAGCAUUAUUUUGUGCCCU
Telopea speciosissima is the source of this 1496-nucleotide messenger RNA. Its product is annotated as probable serine/threonine-protein kinase PBL7. Gene Ontology annotation, biological process: protein phosphorylation. Lineage: Eukaryota; Viridiplantae; Streptophyta; Magnoliopsida; Proteales; Proteaceae. The record is from RefSeq and is a predicted model, not a curated record. The transcript has 6 exons. Gene Ontology annotation, molecular function: protein kinase activity; ATP binding. The coding region runs from base 66 to 1409 and encodes 447 amino acids.